UGUGGUUCUUCCUCCUCUUUGUUAUGGAUUUAAUAACCUAAGCUUUGCCUGCGAUUGUUUUCGAUGUAGAAAUCCUACGAUUCGCUGAGAUUUUCAGCGGGAUCGUGUGGAUUUCUAGGGUUUUAUCUCCAGGAUUCAUUUGUAUUUGAUUUUACUGCACCGUUUUCUGUUGGUUCUUCUGGUUUCUAAUGGGUUUUCAAUGAUCAAAUUCGGAUCUAUUAAGAUCAUCGUUUGUUUGAUCGAAAAUUUAGGUUUUGGUUGGUAUUUUGGCCGGUUUGAGCUUGUUCGAAGGUAAAUAUGGAUGAGUUUGGGAGACUGCUGUUUGGUUGAUGAUGUUCUAAAACUGUGUUCAGAAGUUUGAUUGUUUUCUCAACCAAUGGCCCUUCACUUCAAAUGUAAAAUUACCAUCUUUAUUGGUUGACAAAUGAAGUUUUAAAUACAGAGAAAAAAAAAAAAAAAAAGAAAAAGAAAAAGAAAGCCUUUUUGUGUCUGCCUUUGAGUCAGCAUUACGGAGUUUUCUGGAGGAAGAAUCCUUUCUUGAAUCUUUCUCCCUUUCAGUUUAAAGGAAAUUCAAUUGAGGAGGGAAGUUGUCAAGGAAUGGGGGAUCAUUUGGUUUUAUACGUUGAUCGUCUCAUAACACCUGCUACCUUGCAAUCCAUGCAAGGAGAUGACGUUCCGGGGUCAUCUGCUGGAGGCUCCUGCACCCAGAUUGCACUUGCGCCCGGUUCUGCCUGCGAAGAUGAGGGUGUGGUGGAACAUGAAGUGUCCGACGAGGAAGAGCCACUUAUUCAGAUGGUGGAAUGCCGUAUUUGCCAGGAGGAGGACCACAUCAAGAACCUGGAGACCCCUUGCGCUUGUAGUGGCAGCUUGAAGUUUGCUCACAGGAAGUGUGUUCAGCGCUGGUGCAAUGAGAAAGGAGAUAUAAUUUGUGAGAUCUGCCAUCAGCAUUAUCAACCUGGGUAUACUGCCCCACCACCUCCUCCUGAGUCUGAAGAUACUGCAAUUGAUAUCAGUGGAGGUUGGACAAUCUCAGGUGCUCCUUUGGAUUUGAAUGAUCCUCGUCUUUUAGCUAUGGCAGCAGCUGAGCGCCACUUUCUAGAAGCUGAGUAUGAUGAAUAUGCUGCUACAAAUGCCAGUGGAGCUGCAUUUUGUCGUUCUGCUGCUCUAAUUUUGAUGGCUCUUCUGCUCUUGAGGCACGCACUGAGCAUCACCAAUGCUGAUGGGGCUGAUGAUGCAUCCACUUUCUUCUCUCUUUUCUUGCUCCGAGCUGCGGGGUUUCUUUUGCCAUGUUACAUUAUGGCCUGGGCCAUCAGUAUUUUGCAGCGUCGCAGGCAAAGACAGGAAGCGGCUGCACUAGCUGCAACAGAAGUUGCAUUUGUACUACAGUCGGGGCAACAUAGAGGUCUGCAGUUCACUAUAGCACCAACGCCAGUGACUCCCCGUCAAGAGCCAACCCAAUGAUUUCAUAAGCAUGUCAACCAGACGUGGACGUCUCUGAGCAGGUUGGGCUUGACUAUUACAAGGCAGUGGCAUUAAAUUGAUUUUAAAUCUUCAUGCUGUGGCUAUUUUCUGGUUGUUAAUGAAGUGGGGAGCUUUGCUUCUUUAUUUCUGUGUUCUUCCCCAUCCCUUUGAUGGUCUGUAUAUAUGUGUAUGAGAUUAUCCAACAGUGAGGUCCUUGCUUCUGGAAAUUUGUUUGGUUCGCAGUAAAUUUUGUAUUUAUGGUCGCA
Messenger RNA from Macadamia integrifolia, 1727 nucleotides. RefSeq lists its product as uncharacterized. Gene Ontology annotation, biological process: protein ubiquitination. Gene Ontology annotation, molecular function: zinc ion binding; ubiquitin-protein transferase activity. The transcript has 8 exons. Lineage: Eukaryota; Viridiplantae; Streptophyta; Magnoliopsida; Proteales; Proteaceae. Gene Ontology annotation, cellular component: membrane. Bases 598 to 1461 code for a protein of 287 amino acids. The record is from RefSeq and is a predicted model, not a curated record.